Molecule: messenger RNA, 696 nt
Organism: Arctia plantaginis
Lineage: Eukaryota; Metazoa; Arthropoda; Insecta; Lepidoptera; Erebidae
Source: the annotation of a GenBank genome assembly
AUGCACUGGCGUGACCGCGACCGUCGCACGCGCAUCUCGACACCUCGCCGCGCACCACGCUGCACACGCAGAAGCACACGAGCUUCCGACUCACCGUAUUGUUCAGAAACAUAUAAUUUGUCCACAAUGGCAGCCAAGUUUAUCAUCUUCUUUGCUAUCUUCGCUCUCAGCCAAGCUAGUGUAGUGCGCCGAGAUGCACCUGCGCCUACUUCCAGUUUCCUGCAGGAUUUCGAGAAGCGUGUUGCUGAUUUCCAAAAGACCUUCAGCGAACAUUUCCAAGCAGUCACCAACUCGAAGAACGUUCAGGACGUAAACAAGGCGCUCAAGGAUGGUUCCGACGAAGUUUUAAAGCAACUGUCCACGCUGUCAUCUAGCAUCCAAAGUGCGUUGACCGACGCUAACGGCAAGGCUAAGGAGACCCUGGAGCAGAUGCAGCAGAACGUGCAGAAAACCGCGGAGGAACUGAAGCGCACUCACCCUGACGUUGAGAAGAACGCCAAUGAGCUGCGCAACAAGCUACAGACCGCCGUGCAGUCCACCCUGCAGGAGUCCCAGAAGUACUUCAAGGAAGUGGCCACCAAUUUGGAGCAGAGCAACGAGAAAUUGGCUCCUAAGAUCAAGGAGGCGUUCGAAGAGUUCGUGAAGCAGGCCGAGGCCGUGCAGAAGAAGGUGCACGAUGCUGCUACCAAACAGUGA